AUGUCUGAAGUCCAGUCAUGUAACCUUUGUGGUGAUGAACUAGACGAGGAUGAGAAAUUCGUAUGUGGUCCAUGUGGAGGAUGUCCUGCAUGUGGGCUUUUGAAACAAUGUCUAUGGAAGGAAUUCUGUAAUGGGUGCGCUUGUGGGGUCUGUGGAGGAGAGCUUCAGAUGAAACAUUCAGAUUACCAUGAGAAAUGUAGAUGCCACGCUCGAAAUUGUAUGUCUCCAAUCGCCGAUGAAGGCGAUCUGUACUGCGAGAGUUGUGCGUGUCUCAAAUGCGGCGCUCAAAUAGAAAAGUAUUCCGGCUUUUGUGAUAAUUGUCGGUGCCAACGAGAAGGUUGCGGACUUCCACUGUUACCGAUAAACCUCGGGAAGUAUUGUGAGGAAUGCCAAUGUCAGAAUUGUCCAGAAUAUAAAUCAAACCAUGAGGAUUAUUUUUGUCCUGCAUGUGAGUUGCCAGAAAGAUCCUUGUCCGGAAUGCAACAAGAGAGUAUGCUUGGAUUUGGGGAACAAUCAAUGCAAGCAUUUGCCCAGCUCAUAUAUACAGAGAUCAAAACGCAACAUAGAGCUGUCGGACCGCAACGUAAGAAAGGAAGGAGUUCAGUCGACGACCUUCGAACAUAUUGUAGUGGUACGGUUACCCCUGUUUGUAUUGAAGAUGAAAAUUCAACAUGCAUCAUUGUUGUCAGUCAUGUUCGACACAUGGAAGUCAAUAAGCGUCGAUGGCUUCCUAUUUUGUCUGAUCUCGCCACCGUUGAUUUAUACCAGCAAAUCCGUUCACUCCGUCCAGGACACGAACCUACGUUCACUCUUCCCACAGAAUGGGGUGAUUUGAAGCGAUUACGACUGGUCAGCUCUUGGAACGCUCAUUUCGCUAUUGAUUUUGAAGACGGGGUGAAAUGGUUGUUGCGUAUCCGUCAAGGAGCAUCAGGUAGUCCCCCGGCAGAAAUACAACCUUUUGUUCUGGAGAGUGAAGUUGAAACCCUUCGAGUUCUGCAUAGGGUGAGUGCAAAGGUCCCAAACGCUUGGAGUCAUGGAGUAGAUCCAAACACAGAUUUCACGAAAUCUCCUUUACGUUAUUUUUUCCUCGAGAUGAUGCCUGGUAGAAAGUGGUACGGUCGUCCAGCACCAAUCAGUGUGGGAGCGAUAAAGGGACUAGAAGCUCAAGAGAGAUAUAAGAAGAUCAUCGACGAAUUCGUUCGCUUUCAACUCAUUCUCGCCGACGUUCCCUUUCAUGGAGGUAUCGGAAGUCUCUAUCCACUUUCUUUAGUCUCUAGUCCACUCUUCUCAAGCGACAUAGGUAUAAGACCAACUAGUAAACAACAUACCGAUUAUGCGCUCACAGGCCCAUUAGUCGACUUCUGCGGACCCGAUCGUCCUCGUCUGUAUGGACCAUUCUGGUCAAACAGAGAUCGUUACUUGGCUCAAAUCGACCUGAUUUUAGACAAAUUGUGGGAGCAAGAGCUUUUGGUAGAUGAACCUUUACACAUGUUUCUUGGUCAUCUCCACGCAAGAAAGAUGGUGGAAACCUGUGAGGAAAUGGCUAGAGAAGAGACAGAAUUCUUCAUCAAACACCCGGACAGUAAACCCGACCAGAUGUUGGUUUUAGAUGAUUCACUAUCUGCUGUGUUAGAUUGGGAAUGGGCUUAUGUCACUACCAAAGCAGAAGCCUUCUCUUCCCCUCGGUUCUGCUUCGGAAGCGAUAGGCACAUGGCUGGCUUUAACGACCUGGGCGUUGAAGAAAAGUACAUGAUUGAGUGUUACAAGAAAUAUGGACGUCCCGACUUAGCGGAAUGUAUAGAAAAGGGGGCGAUAUAUUAUCGACUUUUCAAUAUAAUCGGAUGGUGUCCGGACGUAGAUGAUCUCAAUGGACUCAGUCGAGCGGUGCUGGGAGAGGAGAAAGCAGGGACUCUACCUGAGACGAAAGAUGCUUGGAUCGAAGAUGCUCUUGUACGACUCAAAGAUGAUGCUAGGGUGUCUGGUAUCCAAAAGUUACAACAAACUCAAGAUGAAGAAAGGGAAGUGGCGAUAGAGGAGCGGAGUGCCAAGCUAGAAAAAGGGUCUGCUCUAACGGAAACAUGGGGGUGGACUUAG
Tremella mesenterica DSM 1558 is the source of this 2094-nucleotide messenger RNA. RefSeq lists its product as uncharacterized. The transcript is spliced from 14 exons. The record is from RefSeq and is a predicted model, not a curated record. NCBI's taxonomy places the organism in Eukaryota, Fungi, Basidiomycota, Tremellomycetes, Tremellales, Tremellaceae. Bases 1 to 2094 code for a protein of 697 amino acids.